UUAGCUAGCUUCUGGUGUCAGCUCUGCAGAGUUUUGUCGGAGGAUAGACUGGAGUGGAGUGCGGUGUAUCAUGGCCGCCUGACUGAGAUACAUUUACCCACACUUUUUUCCUCAAAUUUUGGGGGAAACGCAUUUGUAUAAUAAAAACUUGCACGUUUUCUUUGGGUUUAAAGCUAAAUUAUCAGAAACGGGAUUUAUCAUUCAUGUCAAAGCUUAAAUAUGCAGCCACCACCGAGGAAGGUCAAAGUCACUCAAGAACUGAAGAACACUCAUGCUGAGCAGAUGGCCAAACUCAGUAUGAAACAUCAGACUGAGUGUGACCUACUGGAAGACCUGAGGACAUACAGUCAGAAGAAGUCGGCCAUAGAGAGAGACUAUGCACAGGCUCUGCAGAAGUUGGCCAGCCAUUACUUAAAGAGGGAAUGGCCGGGCAUGGCAGUGGAGGAACAAGGCCACUCUCAGAAUGUCUAUGCCGUGUGGAGGUCUUACCUGGAGAGCACCGUGCAGCUGGCCCAGGUGCGCAUGAACAACUGCGAGAACUACAAGAACAAGAUCUCGGACCCGGCCAAGUCUUCCCGGCUGUGCAAGGAGCAGCAGCUGAAGAAGUACAUUGACCAGCUGAGCUGCGUCCAGGUGGAGCUGCAGGACACCGUCAAAGAGCUGACCAAGUCCCGGAAGAAGUACAGCGAGGCGGAGCAGGUGGCCCAGGCCGUCAGGGAGAAGGUCGAGCUGGAGGCCAAGUCUAAGCUGAGUCUGUUUCAGUCCAGGAUAAGCUUACAGAAAGCCAGUGUGAAGUUAAAAGCAAAGCGGAGCGACUGCAAUGCGAAGGCCACACACGCCAGGAAUGAAUACCUUCUCACCCUGGCGGCCGCCAACGCUCACCACGACCGCUACUACGACACGGACCUGAUCAGCUGCAUCAAGGUCCUGGAUGGCAGCGUUUAUGAUCACUUUAAAGAUUAUCUGACGACGUUCUGCCGGGCCGAGCUGGAAAUGUUCCAGGCCAUCCGAAGCACGUUCCAGGCUGUCCUGGAAAAGUCCAGCAGGGUGACACAAGAAUUCAACCAGCAGGUGUUCCUGCAGGAGAAUCCGGUGUUCUGCAAUCCCCCAGCCUUCCAGUUCCAGCCCUGUGAAAGUGACACUGGCCGGCAGCUGCAGACGGAGACGGGGAGCGCGGCGGAGCACAGCCUGAACAAGGAGGCUCGCAAGUGGGCCACGCGUGCGGCCCGGGAGCACAAGAGCAUCAUCCACGGCCGGAGGGCUCUGGAGGAGUGUGAGACGCAGGGGCUGCGCCCGUCCGAACGUGACCCGGGCGACAUGGAGCAGAGGGUGGAGGAGGCCAGGAGAACCAUCCGACGGGCUGAGACGGUGAAGGUGAAGGCGGAGGCGCGGCUCAACCUGCUGCGGGACGCGGGCGUGUCGGUGGACACCUGGCUCAAGAGCGCCAUGAACCAGGUGAUGGAGGAGCUGGAGAACGAGCGCUGGGCCUCCCUGCCCACCCUGACCACACACGACCCCUCGCAGCCUACCGUCUGUGACGACGAGAGGGAGGAUGGCGAGGACCUGGAGGAGAGCAUGGAGACCUGUGACGACAGCAGCUCCAGUCCUUCUGGCACUUUAGGGCGCAACUACCCCCUCACCUGCAGAGUGGUGUACUCAUACAAGGCCUGCCAGGCAGACGAGCUGACCAUAGAGGAGCAGGAGGUGCUGGAUGUCAUUGAGGAUGGUGAUAUGGAGGACUGGGUGAAGGCGAGGAACCAGGCCGGCCAGGUGGGCUACGUCCCAGAGAAGUACCUGCAGUUCCCCACCUCCAGCAGCCUGCUGAACAUGCUGCAGACCCUGGCCGCCCUGGACGCGCGAUCGCACUCCUCCAGCAACUCCACCGAGCCUGAGCUGGCCUCAGGCAGCAUGAACGGGGAUGCCAACUUGAGCUUUGUGAAGGCCCUGUACGACUACGAGGGCCAGACGAACGACGAGCUGUCCUUUCCCGAGGGCGCCAUCAUCCACGUGCUCAACAAGGACAACCACGAGGACGACGGCUUCUGGGAGGGCGAGUUCAACGGGCGCGUGGGCGUCUUCCCCUCCGUGCUGGUGGAGGACCUGGCCGAGUCCGAGAACGGGGAGGAGAAGAGCGGCUCUGAAGCAGAGGUUUCCCCCUCCCAGUGCCCUCCCUGCCUCCUGCCCCCUCCGCCCCUGAGUGCCCAGUCUCCCUGCAGCCCAGACCGGAGCCCCCACCCCCCCCUCCAGCGGAGUGCCACCGUGUCUCUACCCGCCUCGCCCGUCAACGGGGAGAACCGCACCCCUCCCACGGCGGGGAAAGGCCCUGCCCUCCGCCACAGCAGCAGCUUCUCCCGGCCCCCGCGGUCCAUUUCAGAUGGAAGUCUGGGGAAACUACGCCCUGUAAGUGCGCCUGUGCGUGCGGCCCCCCCUCCCCCAAAGCAGCAGGCGCGCAGGCGGGUGGAGAAGACUGAGGAGGUGGAGAUCACGCUGGUGUGAAGCUGCAGCCCUGGUGACUCGCUGACUUAACUGGACCUGUCUCUUCAUUCUCAUGAGAAUCAGCUGGAGAGCCUCCAGCCUUUCUUCCCUCGGAGUCAGAAGAAGGCAGGCAGAAUCCGGAGUCACAAGUGUGUUUAGUGCCAUUCCUGCACAGCUCUACCCUUGGGCAUUUGUAGGUGGGCAUUUGAAUUGUAAAAUUCAAUCCCGAGAAAGAGGAACGAGUGUCAUUGAAAUGGAGCUGUAUGGAGGGUGAAGGAGGGUGAGGGGGGGGGGGGGGGCGGGUUUACAAGCACCGCUGCUUGUAGUCUGUCAUGUCGGUUGUAUUUAACGUGCAUAGUACAGUAUAUUACUGUUGUAGGAAUGUUCAAAACUGGUGCAAGGAAUUUCAUGUCCACGAUCAUACAAAAUACGUUCUUCAGGUGGUCCAUGGUAGAAGGUAAAAGGGGAUUAGGGGAUUGUACCAGGCUGCUGUGGGAGGAGAGGAGGCUGGAUCCUCAUUACUGGAUUUGAUUUUUGUGCCCUUUUUAUCACCCCCCCCCCCCCUCACAUCCAGAAUAAAAGGUUAUAUUGUCUCAUCAAGGGAAAGUGGCAAUCUGAAAAUUAUACCUAUUAUGCUUUUUUUGAACAAGGAUCUGCAUACUACUACUAAUAUUUAAACCUGCAGAAGAAAGGGAAAACUGCUUUUCAGAUGGAGAUACGCCGUUUUCUUGUCAAUUCAAACCAGUCGAUGAUCAUUUGAGCUUACAUUGGAAGUGUAUUUUAUUGAUCUCCUGUGUUUUCUGUGUACAACUUGCUGAGGAUAAGCUCUUUAAGGUUUGUUGGAUAUGUUGAAUAUGAUUUCAUAUUUAGUGUUAUACAAAGUUUUAACAGCUUGUAGUAGUUUCAGGUAUGACAUCCGUGGAGUUCCUGUUAACACCAGCAUUCUCGUCUUCACCAUCGACAGAAUGUCCUCCGUUACAGUGUUAUCCCAACGAUAGAAACCGGUCCGUACGCUUACACGAAACAGUCCAUGUCACAAGAUCCAGUCAGGAACUGGUCGAACAUUGGUCUGGCAACUCGCAAUAAGACAGUUGUGCUUCUAGGAUGUUCACAUGGAAGCAUAUCCUGCUUGAAUCGACUCAUUUAACUCAAUGCACCCACCUGUACGAUGAUAUUCUUUGUCAGCACUUUUUUGUUGUUGUACUGUUUGAUGACCUCUGCAGUAUUGUCUUGUGUGACUGAUCCCCGGAUGCGUCAUCACAUGAUUUAUGUGGACUUGUAUGUAUGUAAGUAAGUUUUAGUCGUUAAGAAUGCAGAAUGCAUGUCUGAUGCCUUUCUGUGAUUGACCUGGCCAACUGCGCCAGUCUCUGUUUUUGAUUUUUACACCCUUGAAUAAUAGGUUUCUUUGAGAGGGCCAAUAUUGUUUUGCAUCAUCUUUUCAGUAACGUUAAUGGUUGUCCAGUUUUUUAAAAAGGAAUUAAAUGGGUAAUGAGUGCACACCUAGUUACUUGGAUAAAGGGAUGAGUCUUGAAUAAACCUGACUCCCGCACUUUGUAUCUUGCAGUAAUGAAGUGUUUAGUUUUGACAUUUCAGUCAAAAGACCUUCAUUAAGACAUGCUUCGAAGAUCGAAGCAUCAGCACAAAUGAACUCUGGAAUACAGCAAGAUUUGGUGUAGAGUCAUUUGCAUUUAUUGAAAAAGAAAAGGGAAUUUUAAAAAGCUAUGUGGUUUUGAAAGAAAUUAUUCAUUUGGAUUAAAGUUAAAUCUUCACUGUGGAAGAAACAUUAAUAUCUCAGUGACCUUGCACGUCUUAUCAAACUUGUUUUUAAAGUUUAAGGUUUACAGUGUGUCCGUCAUUUCAAAUAAUGUCACCAGAAGUUUAAAGAUAAUUCUCCUUAAAGAAAAGUUGCAUGCUUGUAUUUUAAUAGUUUUUUAUUAUUUGAAUAUGAUUCAGAGCUGCUAGAAAGACCCAUUAUAACAGCCAGCCUCUUUUCAGACUUUCACGUCACUGUUUUGCCAUGUCAGAGAACAGUGGUUCAGAAUGUUUCCUGUAUUUUCUUGGCUGUUAAGUUUGUACUUAGUGUGUACAAAUGUUAAAUAAACAUCUCAGUUGUGGUUUCUCCCA
This is a messenger RNA of Conger conger (European conger), 4599 nucleotides long. RefSeq names its product F-BAR and double SH3 domains protein 2. NCBI's taxonomy places the organism in Eukaryota, Metazoa, Chordata, Actinopteri, Anguilliformes, Congridae. The transcript is spliced from 20 exons. Gene Ontology annotation, molecular function: protein binding. The coding region runs from base 220 to 2496 and encodes 758 amino acids. Gene Ontology annotation, cellular component: neuromuscular junction; recycling endosome. Gene Ontology annotation, biological process: regulation of actin filament polymerization; neuromuscular synaptic transmission. The record is from RefSeq and is a predicted model, not a curated record.